Molecule: messenger RNA, 2320 nt
Organism: Xyrauchen texanus (razorback sucker)
Lineage: Eukaryota; Metazoa; Chordata; Actinopteri; Cypriniformes; Catostomidae
Product: receptor activity-modifying protein 1-like
Exons: 6
Coding region: 95-727 (210 amino acids)
Biological process (GO): receptor internalization; regulation of G protein-coupled receptor signaling pathway; calcium ion transport
Cellular component (GO): cell surface; membrane; signaling receptor complex
Molecular function (GO): coreceptor activity
Source: RefSeq, a predicted model, not a curated record
CAUCGUGUUGGUUUAAAAGAGUCUUCCUGUUCAAACAUGCGAUUGAUUUGUGCAAACUGAGGUAGACUGACAGAUUACCCAGGAAUACAGGAUAAUGGCCAAAAUAUGCUUCAAACCUGCUUCAAAAUCAGUAAGGACUCUUCAGUUUUGGGUGUUUCUGUGUCUAAUUUUCACGACGCUGCAAACUCUGGUUUCAAAUGGACAGAAACACACAGUGAGACAGAUACCAUCAACCCUGCCGACUGAAGUGCUAACCACUGCGUACACCAGAGCAGAUCUUGGCCAUGGAGAGAGAAACACAUUCGGCUGUGCUAACAAGACCAUCUGUAACAUAUACUGUUCAAUUUGUGUGAGCAAUUCUUGGACACCUCAAGAAUGCUAUGAAGCCCUGGUUCAAUGGUUAUGUCAAAUCAAUUUAAAAAAUGCAAUGGACUCCAUUAACAGUACCGACUGGUGUUCAUUGGACCGAGUACAAAGUGUCUACAACAACUUCACUCUGUGUACCGAGUCUAUUGCUGACUGUUUGCUGCUUCCCUGGCCUAAUCAAUUUGUGGAGCACACAUUUGUGGACAUCCAUGCCACCUAUUUUCUAGAGUGUCCCACAGAGGGACUGAGCGACCCCCCUCCCAGCAUCGUCCUUGCCCUAGUCAUGACCCCCAUAUGCCUAAUCCCUGCUAUGGUGAUUCUAGUUGUUCUCAAGACCAAAAAUGAAGGUAGGAGGGCCUAGAGAAGAUUCCAGGUCCAAGAAGAUUUUGUUCUUAUAUACCUUGGGAUAGGAUCCCACCGCUUCCCAGGAUAAUUUCCUGUCCCGAAACAGAGCAAAUGAAAAUGUCUCUGACUGUCUCCAGGUUUGGAUGACCAAUAUUGUGUCCGGGUUCUGACUGGAAAAUGUUACUGCACCUCAAUGGGACUGAGUAAAUCAUUAUCAUUAGGCAUUAUGAUGACAGUCACAUCUCCAAAUUGUACACUUUUUUGUUGUCUUCAGGUUUUGAAUGCAUAAUUCAGUGAAAUGUGAAAAGGCAAUGGCUAAAAUUUUAAUUUGAAGUUAUCAGACUUACUGUUUACAUAACCACAUGUACAAGACAACACAAUUCAGAACCCCAGUGGCCACUUUAUGCACUGUAAGAAAUAUGUAAUCUUAACCCAUGUUUUAAUGUAUAUUUUGUUGUUAGUUAACUGACGAGGGCUGUUUAGCUGGCUCUGAUAAUAGCAAAGUCCUUGUGGUUUCAUUUCUAUUCUGACACAAGUCAUAAAGGUUGACUUUUUAAAUUUAUUAUAUGACAACUAUUGAGGAAAUAUGUAUGCAUGACAGAACAAAGCCAAAAGAACAGUCUAACACCUUUCAACUGGCAGUUUAUUGAAUGUCUGUUUAUUUAUGCUGUUUAAGUUAACCAUACAUAUGUCUCUGAAAGAAAGAAAAAGGUGACUGUUGAAAUAAGAAGGAUUACUUUAAAUCAGUGAUGUGCACAGACAUUAGCAGGGGCAGGGGCAGAAGGACAAGGAGAGAGUGUGAAGAGAAAUCUGCCAAGGACUUGAAAUAGAAACUGGCCCAAUAGAUGUUGAGCAGCGGGGCUGCUCAACAACCUUAGAUUUAUGAACAAAUGGGGCAUCCCUGCAUUCCCCAUUCUGUGCACGUCAGUGCUUUAUAUACAGUAUGUUGUAAAGUUAUCUUAACUGGCAUUGUCCUUACUAAUGCUUGAAACACUGCUCCUUACACUGUUGACUUAGUGGCCACAGAACUGCACAGUAUACUGUAGCGCUACAUAGCAUUAUCAUUACUGUAGAAUUUGUAGACCUGUGAAUAAGAUUUGGAAUGAGAAUCAUUUCUUGUUUCAUAAUAAUUUCAAAAGAUAAGGAUUGUUUCCAAGUGAAGAAAGGAAAGCAAUUUGUAAAACAUUUCAAGUUUUUUUUUUGUUGCCAUAUCUGUCUUAAAAGAGAAAAAUAGACACAUUGUACUGACAUUUAAUGACUACUUUUUGCCAAUUAUACAACAAUUUAUUUUCUUUUCUGGUGUGCAUCUGUACCGAACACUUUGCAGAACCACUAUAAGCAUAAUUUUAUACUUUAAUAUGUUACCUUUUAUUUAAAGGAAAAGUUUUCUCAAAUUAAACAUUUUUUUUUACCUAUAUAUACUUGUACAUAGUCUGUCAUUGUGAUUUCAGUAAAGGUGCCAGUUUUUGUAACAUUUCACAUGAAGAAUACAUCCUGUUUUGUAUUGGAUAAGGUAGACAGGUGUUGAUCUACAUAAGACUCAUUUUUAUCUUAAAGGGAUAGUUCACCCAAAAAUGUAAAUUCCCCUUACAACUGCUUUUAUUAAAUA